Penicillium maclennaniae is the source of this 1797-nucleotide messenger RNA. RefSeq names its product fungal specific transcription factor domain-containing protein. The coding region runs from base 1 to 1797 and encodes 598 amino acids. The record is from RefSeq and is a predicted model, not a curated record. The transcript has 7 exons. Gene Ontology annotation, biological process: positive regulation of transcription by RNA polymerase II; DNA-templated transcription. Gene Ontology annotation, molecular function: sequence-specific DNA binding; DNA-binding transcription factor activity, RNA polymerase II-specific; zinc ion binding. NCBI's taxonomy places the organism in Eukaryota, Fungi, Ascomycota, Eurotiomycetes, Eurotiales, Aspergillaceae.
AUGAUGAGUGGGUAUACUCGAUCUCUAGAGGCGAAGAUUGCUGCCCUCGAAUCUAGAGUCUCAAGUGAGACGAGAAACUCCUCUGUGGAGGGCGUGACAAAUUCGGCCCAUGACGACGCAAAUGAAUAUGCUCGCUCUGAGCACGAAGUCACGUCUUACGUGGACCGAAGAGAACCAGAGGAUCGAGAUACACAGUCUCUCGUGAUUCCUGCAAGUGAGACGCCGGCCGUCAGUUUUUCCUCGUCAUCUUAUCCCGCCAUCGCAAACGUGUCUCCAAUUGUUGAAGAUCAAUGCGGCCAUUCGAGUCUUCUAAUCGGUAUCUUGGCCACGCUUACUAGUGGAAAUCCUUGUGGCAUUGCUUCUCGGCGAAGUGAUGCGUGGCAUGGAAUCAACUUAUCUGCGUCGAUCGUAGAAGGAGCUCUCAAGCCAAGCUCCCGGACUAAACUUUCAUCUAAUGCUCAGGAUACGCUUGUGCAAGUCUACUUGGAGAGGGUCAAUCCGCGGUAUCCAUUUCUACAUGUUGAAACGUUUUCGGGCUGGUAUGAGUCCUGGAAAUCACGUAGUCAUUCAGGGCUCAUUACUGACCCCAAGGACCGAUGGGCGGACUUUAUCGUCACGAUGGUACAUGCAGUGAGUAUACUUCUGACGCCUCAAGUGUCACAGAACGAUAUUGUCACCUCUCAGGCUCUGUAUAAUGAUGCGAUGAAAUACGCGCCCUUUGUCUUUGCCCGGCCCGAUCCAAUAUUGCACGCGCAGGCUUAUCUUCUGCUCACGCUACAUGCACUUCAUUCGCCAUCAUCGCAGAUGAUCAUUCAUAUGGCAUCUAUCACAAUGCGCCACUGUGCAAUUCAUAAUUUACAUCUCGCCGAAUGCGAAAGACAAGAGCGAUUUCCUGCAUUCUCACGAACACUCCAGAUCCGCCGAAGGGUGUUCUGGUCCGCAAGAAUCCAGUCUCGCAUUUUGAACACGAUGAUGCGAUCGGAUUUUCAUAAGAUCAACGCCACCUCGGCAUGGAGAGAACACAUGCUGGAGGAGCUUGAGUCCUGGCGAACCCAGAUCGAGCGAUUGAGCCAUAAUACGAACCGAGGCUACCUCAGCGACCGAUGGGUAGGGAUGGCCUACAACUAUACGGUACUCAUUCUAUUCCAACCAAAUAAAAUAAAUGUGCUCGCUGGGUUCGGCGACCGAUCAGUGCAAGCCUGCGCCCAACUUGCGUUGACUUUCAGAGCCUUUCAAAAAGAUCGGCAAACAGCUCAAUUAUGGCCUGGACUACUGAGUCAGUUUGCCGUAGGUGUCACCCUUCUCUACUGCUUCUGGGCAACCCCACCUUCAUAUCGUACACCCGCCUACCGGUCGCCAGAGGCUGAACCUCUUAGGGACGUGUUCGAUAUACUGGCAAAAGAAAUUCCGAUUUAUGAAACGUCAGGAAUUGGACAUUCACCACGAUGCAUUUCUACUCAAUCGGUUUCCCUUAUUCAAUCGCAAAUGCAAUUCAUGCGUGAUGUUGUCCGCAACCGAGGAGUUUUGCGAAUGGUGCAGGAAAUGAUCUCGGAGAAUUUCCCCGUGAGUCCAGUGGGGAGAAUCCAGACAGCUCCCACUGCGGAUCUUGAGAGUGGCGGAGCUCAUAGCAGCCACCUCUGCUCUGAGCACUGUGCAUUGUUUGACUCCACGACAUUCUUUGAUCCCACUCAUAUUAUCGAGCCGGAUUCGAUGACGGACGGGGGCUCGAAUGAACCGUACGGUGACUUUGAGGAUUCAGUAAUGUUCCCAGCUUUCUUUGGCUCAGCUGAAUUUUAA